This is a messenger RNA of Drosophila grimshawi, 1496 nucleotides long. RefSeq names its product galactose mutarotase. Gene Ontology annotation, molecular function: carbohydrate binding; aldose 1-epimerase activity. The transcript has a single exon. The record is from RefSeq and is a predicted model, not a curated record. NCBI's taxonomy places the organism in Eukaryota, Metazoa, Arthropoda, Insecta, Diptera, Drosophilidae. Gene Ontology annotation, biological process: glucose metabolic process; beta-D-galactose catabolic process via UDP-galactose, Leloir pathway. The coding region runs from base 250 to 1344 and encodes 364 amino acids.
UUUGUUUUGUUUUGUUAAAACAGAUAUCUAUAAAUAUAGCUAUAAGCCUUGAAUAUGCUUGUUAAACAUAUGUAUGAUAGUUGCACACAAUUGACAAGGGUUUGGAGUGUAUAUUUGUGGUAAGCAUCACUGAUAAGAUAUUUUCUGUAAACAUUGUUCUGUUAUCAGCAGGGUUUGCGGUUUUCGCCAGUUGCACUAUUUAAGAACGUGAGCCCAAUAAAAUAAUUCAGUGAGAGAUCCAAAUUCAACAUGGUAAAGGUCACGGAAGAUACUUUCGCCAGCGGGGCAGUGAAUCCAUUCACCAAGCAAACGGAGGAAAUACGACGCUUCACGCUGAGCAACGAUGAGCAAAUGUCCGUUCAAAUAUUGACGCGAGGCGCAACAAUCAGCAGCAUUAAAGUUCCAGAUGCUCAAGGUCAAGUGGAGGAUGUGACGCUGGGAUUUGAUAAUCUGGCGGGCUACGCCAGCGAACAGAAUCCGUAUAUGGGUGCAACGGUGGGCAGGGUUUGCAAUCGCAUCGCAAAUGGCAGAUUUGUCCUGGAUGGCAAAACAAUUGAAGUCUCCCGCAAUCGAGGAGAGUUUCAGCUGCAUGGCGGCUUUAUUGGCUUUGAUAAGGCACACUGGGACGUGGUCGAACUGCUGCCAAAUGGUGUCAAAAUGUCGCACACCAAUCCCGACGGUCACGAAGGCUAUCCGGGUGAGGUGCGAGCGACAGCCACGUUCAUCCUUACUGAGGACAAUUGCCUGCAUGUCCGCAUGGAUGCUGUGACCUCAAAACCAACGCCCGUCAAUCUCACCAAUCACUCGUACUUUAAUCUGGCCGGGCACAAGGCGGGCCCAAAUGGAAUCUACGAGCACACGAUUCAAAUUAAUGCCUAUGGCAUUACCGAAACGGAUGCAAAUUCAAUACCCACCGGCAAAAUUCUGCCCGUAGAUGGAGGCAAAUUUGAUUUGCGUGUAGCCAGCAACUUGGGUGAUCGGCUCAAGGAAUUGCAGCCAGCUCUUGGAUACGAUGACAAUUUCUGUGUAAAAUUCACUCCGCCCGCAAGCAUUGCGAACAUUGCCCGGAUUACACAUCCGCCAAGCGGUCGCUGGCUGGAGAUUGCCAGCAAUCAGCCUGGCGUCCAGUUCUAUACGUCCAACUUCUUGCCCGACAAGGAGGGGAAGCGUGAGACACCGCUGGCAGGCAAAGCGGGUGCUGCUUACAUUAAACAUGGCGCAUUCUGUCUGGAGACGCAAAAGUUUCCUGACUCCGUGAAUCAUGAGAAUUUCCCCACAAGCAUUCUGCGACCGGGCGAAAAGUAUCAUCACGAAGUUAUCUAUAAGUUUGGUAAGCAGCACUGAGCAAGAAGAGCGUUAAAUAUAUAUAAUAUACUCAUGCACAACUCCAAAAAUAAUGCCAUGUAUGCCACUAAUCCUUUGUAUUGAGUACCAAAGCUGUUUUGAUUACUAAUAAAUUGCGAGCAACGUAAAAAAUAUUGUUUAAUACAAAACUA